Molecule: messenger RNA, 669 nt
Organism: Tarenaya hassleriana
Lineage: Eukaryota; Viridiplantae; Streptophyta; Magnoliopsida; Brassicales; Cleomaceae
Exons: 2
Coding region: 74-574 (166 amino acids)
Source: RefSeq, a predicted model, not a curated record
CAAAGUGGCCAAUACAAAUAAAUCACCCGAAAAAAAAAGAAGAAACAAAAAAAAAAAAACUAGCUGCCUUCAAAUGGCGAAACGAAUAGCUCUGCCGUCGCAGUCGCCGCCUCCGCCUCCACUGCCGCCUCUGUUCAAGCAGCACUCGUGGUCUCAAGACGUUUAUCGUGAUGAGGCCUGGAUGAGGAAGACGGAGAAACGCCCCUUCUCCUCGUCGAUCUCCGGCGGCGGAGGUCUUGCCCGGAGCAAGAGCGUCACCGAUGACGAUCUCGAGGAGCUCAGGGGUUGUAUCGAGCUAGGGUUCGGAUUCGGACCCGAUUCGCCCGAUCUGGAUCCGAGGCUGUCCGAUACUCUCCCCGCUCUAGGGUUUUACUGCGCCGUCAACAGGCAAUACAGCAGCCGACUGUCGCGGACGUCGUCUCUGUCGUCGAUCGCGUCGGAGGGCGACGUCAGCAACUCCAGCUCCACGAUCUUCGAUCAAGGCGAUGAUCCGGAGACGGUGAAGCUGAGGCUGAAGCAGUGGGCUCAGGUGGUGGCUUGUUCGGUACGGCAGUUCUCCGGCGAACCUAAUUAACAUUUAUAUUUUUCAAAAUUCGAAAUUCAAAAAAAAAAUUUGUACAGAAAGGACAAUUUUGUAAUGAUAUUAUAGAUACCUAAAUUUAAAAUCAA